CGAAGGGCCCUGCCUCGCAAUGUGUUUGGUAUAGCUACAGUACAUCCGUACAUUUGAGUAAGAGCGCAUUUUCUACAACUACAGCGUGCGACCAAAGGUCUUGCUUUCAUCCCAUCUGUCGCGAAUCCCAGCCUGCGCAUGACACCUCGUAGCUCGGCCCACAACUGCCUGAAAGUCUGCCUGCACUCGUGGUCAAUUGGCCUGUCCCCCAAAGCCCGCGCAAAGGCAACACGCAAGCCACAAUGAACACGACCAUGACGACGACCACGACGACGAUAUGCGCCGCGUGCCGGGCAUCGACACGGCGCCAAGCCUUCCGAUCGCCACGGCGCGCAUUCCAAACAGCUGCCCCCAAGACCGCCCAUCCCACGCCCGCUGAGAUCCUGUCCCGGCCAACCUGGUCCGUCCGGUCACUGCUCCCACCCCCGUCCUCUCCCUCCUCGACCACACCAUCACAGCAGUCACAACCCAACCGAAAACAAGAAGAAGAAGAAGAAAAAGAAGAAGAAGACGAGGAGAUUACCCCUUCCACCCUUCUCCACCUCCUCCGUCUCUCCGCGCUACCGCCCCCGAGCUCGCCGGAAGAGCAAUCCCAGCUCCUCGGCACGCUGCGCUCCCAGCUGCACUUUGUGCGGAACAUCCAGUCCAUCGACACAACGGGCGUGACGCCGCUGGUCUCGAUCCGGGACGAGACGGCCGAGGGCGUGCGGGAGCAGACGGUUGGUCUGGAGACGCUGCGGGAGGCGUUGGGGGAGGAGCAUGUUAUUGGACAUAACAAGAGGCCGCGGAGAAGGAGAGGAGAAGGCAAUAGGGUCCAGAUCAAGGGGGUUGAGGACUGGGAUGUCUUGAAAGGCGCGAGUGAGAAGGCUGGAAGGUAUUUUGUGGUUAGGAGCGCACCUGCCAAGUAAGAGCCUUGUUUAGAAAGAGGGUGGCAACAGGAAGAUACAGUGGUGGAUAUACCCAGGCAUAAGUCUACGCGAGAGAGAGAGAGAGACAGAGAGAAAGAGAGAGAGAGGGAGCAUCAGAUGAGAUAAAAGCAUGGCAUGAGCAUCUCCAUUGCCUGAAUCUGUUUCUACCUAAAGGUAUAUACGAAUCUGCAAGGAACUGCGAAGACGAUGCGCACAAGCGUAGCCAUGAGGCCACCAAGCCCGCGGUAUAUCAUGCAAACGUGUUUCAUCUCAGGCCUUUCGACCACCAAAAUAAAAUAAAAUAAAUCUCUUUUUCCCUUUUUCUCUUUUUCUUCUCAUUCUUCUCUUUUUCUUCUCCUUCUUCUCUGCAAGUGCUUGUUCUAAUCCGUACUCUCAAGAUGUU
Messenger RNA from Truncatella angustata, 1311 nucleotides. RefSeq lists its product as uncharacterized. The coding region runs from base 243 to 908 and encodes 221 amino acids. Gene Ontology annotation, biological process: regulation of translational fidelity; glutaminyl-tRNAGln biosynthesis via transamidation. The record is from RefSeq and is a predicted model, not a curated record. NCBI's taxonomy places the organism in Eukaryota, Fungi, Ascomycota, Sordariomycetes, Amphisphaeriales, Sporocadaceae. The transcript has a single exon. Gene Ontology annotation, molecular function: glutaminyl-tRNA synthase (glutamine-hydrolyzing) activity.